Molecule: messenger RNA, 469 nt
Organism: Octodon degus (degu)
Lineage: Eukaryota; Metazoa; Chordata; Mammalia; Rodentia; Octodontidae
Product: neutrophil defensin 4-like
Exons: 3
Coding region: 80-358 (92 amino acids)
Biological process (GO): defense response to Gram-positive bacterium; disruption of plasma membrane integrity in another organism; defense response to Gram-negative bacterium
Cellular component (GO): extracellular matrix; extracellular region
Source: RefSeq, a predicted model, not a curated record
UCUUGACAGCUGGGACACGAGACUGCUCUCCGACCACCUCUGGGAGUGCUGCCCUGCUCUGGGGACUGUGACUCCAGCCAUGAGGACCCUCGCCUUCCUCGCUGCCAGUCUCCUGCUGGUCCUGCUGGCGCAGGCUGAGCCUCUCCAGGGAAGAGCUGACCAGGCUGAGCCUGAGAUGCAGGGCGUGGAAGAGGACCAGGCUGCAGUCAUCUCCUGGGAAGAAAGGCCUGCUCUGCAAGAUGGAGGGGUGUGGAGAAGUGACGAGUGCACGUGCCGACGGCCGGCCUGCGAGUCCGGAGAGAAUCCGUCAGGAUUCUGCAACAUCAACAACGUCUACUUCCAGUUGUGCUGCACCUGAGUAUCCUCCACCGUGAAAAAUGCUUUUAAAAAUUGUCCCUAAAAGGGAAGAGCUUUGCCCCUGAGCUGUGUCCUUAACUUUCCUUCUGGCUCUCAAAUAAAUCCCUUCCUG